Ostreococcus lucimarinus CCE9901 is the source of this 1309-nucleotide messenger RNA. RefSeq lists its product with no specific name. Gene Ontology annotation, biological process: proteasome-mediated ubiquitin-dependent protein catabolic process. Bases 20 to 1309 code for a protein of 429 amino acids. Gene Ontology annotation, molecular function: ATP hydrolysis activity; ATP binding; proteasome-activating activity. Gene Ontology annotation, cellular component: proteasome regulatory particle, base subcomplex. The transcript has a single exon. The record is from RefSeq and is a predicted model, not a curated record. Lineage: Eukaryota; Viridiplantae; Chlorophyta; Mamiellophyceae; Mamiellales; Bathycoccaceae.
GACGCGGACGACGCGCGUCAUGGGCGUCCCGAGCGCGGAGGACGUCGAGUUCGGCGACGCGGAUAAAAAGAUCAUCCCCCUGGACGAGGACGACAUCGCGCUGCUGAAGACGUACGGGUUGGGGGCGUAUAACGACGCGAUUAAAGAUCUCGAAAACGACCUGAAGACGAUCAGUAAGCGCGUGAACGACUUGUGCGGGAUCAAGGAGAGCGACACCGGGCUGGCGCCGCCGUCGCAGUGGGAUUUGACGGCGGAUAAACAGGCGUUCCAGGAGCAGCAACCGUUGCAAGUGGCGAGAUGCACGAAGAUCAUCAACCCGGGGACGGAGGACGCGCAGUACGUGAUAAACGUGAAACAAAUCGCAAAGUUCGUCGUGGGUUUGGGGAACGAGGUGGCGCCGACGGACAUUGAGGAGGGGAUGCGGGUGGGGGUGGACCGGAAUAAGUAUUUCAUACAGUUGCCGUUGCCACCGAAGAUCGAUCCGAGCGUGACGAUGAUGACGGUUGAGGAAAAGCCCGACGUGACGUACGGCGACGUCGGGGGGUCGAAAGAACAGAUUGAGAAGCUUCGCGAAGUCGUGGAGUUACCGUUGUUGCACCCCGAGAAGUUCGCGAAGCUUGGGAUCGAUCCGCCGAAAGGGGUAUUGUGUUACGGGCCGCCGGGGACGGGUAAGACGCUCCUGGCGCGCGCGGUGGCGAAUCGCACGGAUGCGUGUUUUAUUCGCGUCAUCGGGAGCGAGUUGGUGCAAAAGUACGUCGGGGAAGGUGCGAGGUUAGUUCGAGAGCUGUUCCAGAUGGCGAGGAGCAAAAAGGCGUGUUUGAUUUUUUUCGACGAAGUCGACGCCAUCGGCGGCGCUCGCUUCGACGACGGUCAAGGCGGAGACAACGAAGUGCAGCGUACGAUGCUUGAGAUUGUGAACCAGCUCGAUGGGUUCGACGCCAGAGGCAACAUCAAGGUAUUGAUGGCCACGAAUAGACCCGACACUCUGGAUCCGGCGCUGUUGCGUCCCGGGCGUCUCGACCGCAAGGUUGAAUUCGGCUUGCCCGACUUGGAGUCCCGAACGCAAAUUUUCAAGAUUCACACCCGCUCCAUGGCUGUCGAGCGCGACAUUCGCUACGAACUUUUAGCGCGCCUGUGUCCCAACGCCACCGGGGCGGAGAUCCACUCCGUGUGCACCGAAGCCGGCAUGUUCGCCAUUCGCCAGCGCCGGAAAACCGUCGGCGAAAAGGAUUUCUUGGACGCCAUCAACAAAGUCAUCAAGGGCUAUCAAAAGUUCUCCUCCACCGCGAAGUACAUGCAGUACAACUAG